AUGCCCAGCAAAGGGAGCUACUCUCCUCUGUUGUGUACAGACACACCACCUCCUCAGCCUUUCCAUAAAGUGUGUGACGUAGUCCAUAAUUCCGGUAUGAAAGGGCAACCGCUGUUCAGGCAGUCAGUGAGCGAGGCGCUGAUGCCCGGCUCGGAGGUCCCUGAUGGCUGUGUGACCGGUGUGAAGGCCCCGUUUUGGCUAAACUCAAAUUCUCCAGAGGAUCUUUCAGGGAUGGAGAAAGUUCUGAGGAAGUUUCAGAUCAGAAACCAGAUCCUCAGGGAGUGCAUGGCUGAAUGCCUCGGAGUCUACAUCAUGAUUCUGUUUGGAUGUGGCUCGGUGGCCCAAGUGACGACAACUCAAGAGAACAAGGGUCAGUACCUGUCAAUCAAUCUGGGCUUCGCUCUGGGAACAACCUUCGGGGUGUUCGUGUCCCGCGGGGUGUCAGGGGCCCAUCUGAACCCCGCUGUGUCUCUGAGCAUGUGCGUGGUGGGCAGACAUCCGUGGAUGAAGCUGCCGUUCUACGUCUUCGCCCAAGUCCUCGGAGCCUUUCUGGCUGCAGCCACCGUUUGCCUGCAAUACUAUGAUGCCAUCCACUCGUAUAGCGGAGGUAUGCUGACGGUGACGGGUCCCACUGCCACAGCGGGUAUAUUCUCCACCUACCCUGCCAACUACCUCAGCCUGUGGGGAGGCAUCGUGGACCAGGUGAUAGGUACAGCUGUGUUGCUGGUAUGUGUCCUGGCUCUCGGGGACCAGAGGAACUCCCCCUCCCCUCCUGGCCUGGAGCCCGUCCUCGUGGGAGCAGUGGUGCUGGUCAUCGGUGUCUCAAUGGGAUCCAACAGCGGCUAUGCCCUCAACCCAGCCAGAGAUAUCGGGCCUCGUCUGUUCACGUACAUCGCUGGCUGGGGAGCUGAUGUUUUCAAAGCUGGAGGUGGGUGGUGGUGGGUGCCUUUGGUGGCCACCUGUAUGGGGGCACUGCUGGGAACGCUGAUCUACGAGCUGCUGGUUGAACUUCACCAUCCACAGCCGCUGUUGGAGCUCCAGUCUCUGGGCCAGGAGGCCACUGAGGACAAAAAGGAGCUGGAAGGAGUAGACCCGGACUGUGAGAAACCCAAGGAGGUGUAGAAAUAAAAUUGUAGAUAGACAAUCUGUGACAGUGUAUAAAUAAAAAUAUAUAAAUUGAUGACACUAAGUGUGCUAUUUAUAAUGCAGGUACUGUAAAGAUAAGUAAUUGCACCACAAAGCCAUACAUGUAAUGCUCAGUCAGUUUGUAACGGGACAAGUGAUGACGUUGACUCUGCUUGCGAUAAACUUAU
This is a messenger RNA of Lampris incognitus (smalleye Pacific opah), 1313 nucleotides long. RefSeq names its product aquaporin 10b (gene aqp10b). The record is from RefSeq and is a predicted model, not a curated record. The coding region runs from base 1 to 1122 and encodes 373 amino acids. Gene Ontology annotation, molecular function: urea transmembrane transporter activity; water channel activity; glycerol channel activity. Gene Ontology annotation, biological process: water transport; glycerol transmembrane transport. NCBI's taxonomy places the organism in Eukaryota, Metazoa, Chordata, Actinopteri, Lampriformes, Lampridae. The transcript has 6 exons. Gene Ontology annotation, cellular component: basolateral plasma membrane; plasma membrane.